CCGGAAGUGGAUGGCAAGCCACUCUUUCCCCAGUGCUCCGUGGCAUUUUGCAACACAGCCAACCUGUCACUGUGUGUUUCACCCCAAACUUCCAGCUUUAAGAACCAGCGGCGAGGGACAAAUGUACGAUGAGGUGACAAUCGCAUGGAUUUACGUAAAAGUAUUUUUUCAAGAGAUGCACUUGAGGACAAUUUCAGACCGGAUCAUCAAGAAAUGAGUGCGCCACACCUUCGUCGUAAUUGCUGUGACUCUUUGUCGUAAGUGAUGUGAAAAGUGGAUGUCAGAGAGAAAAGGAAUGCAGAGUCGUCUGCUCCGGCUUGUAUGAGAGCGCGAUGCCCAGACGGGGGUUGCUGUUCCAGGGCCGGGUCCGCUGGUUCUUCCUGGGCCUCUUCCUGCUCCUGCUGCUGCUGCUCUUCGCCUUCCUGCUGGACUGCAACGCUCCGGCCGACGACAGCCUUGUCAUGCCGGGCCUAGCUGGGGAGACUUACGGGAAGGAGCACUAUCAGAUCAUGCUGCAGGAGCAGGAGGAGCGCCACCUAAGCCGCGCCGCCAGUCUGAAGCGGCAGAUUGCGCAGCUCAAGCAGGAACUGCAGGAAAUGAGCGAGAAGCUGAAGCUCCUGGAGUACAGGAAGGAGCUCCCCGGGGUGCAGGGAUUAUCUCAGAACAACGACCAAGAGCCAGGAGAUCUACUGGAUUUCCUGCACUCUCAAAUUGAGAAGGCCGAGGUCCACACAGGCGCUCACCUGCCCAACGAGUACGCUCUGGUGCCUUUUGAGAGCUUCACCUCUUCCAAGAUUUAUCAGCUGGAGAUGGGACUGACGCGGCACCCGGAGGUGAAACCUGCUCGCAAAGAUCGUAAAGACGAACUUGCUGAGGUUAUCGAGGCUGCGCUGGAUUUGAUCAACAACCCCGAUGAGGAGGACGGCGUGGAGGAUGACAUCCCAAUGCAGAAGCAAACUUACAAAGAGAGUGACUUUAAAGAAGGCAUUCACAGGACCGAGCGAGACAAAGGCUCCCUUUAUGAGCUCUUCUUCUCCAAAGUGGAAUCCAGCACCUUCCGCCAUGUGACGCUCUUCAGGCCUUUUGGACCGCUGAUGAAAGUCAGGAGCACAUCUGUAGAAACAUCCGGAAUGAUGAUCAACAUCAUCUUGCCACUGGCGGGCAGAAUGAAAACCUUCUCACAGUUCUUACUAAACUUCAGGAAGGUGUGCAUACAGCAGGACAGGCAGGUUCAUCUCACAGUUGUCUAUUUUGGCCAAACAGACCUCAAGGAGGUGAAGUUGUCUUUGGAGACAUUGUCAAGUGAGGACGGUUUCCACAAAUACACUCUAAUCCCAGUCAACGAGGAGUUUUCCCGAGGUCGGGGGCUGGAUAUUGGAGCCCACGCCUGGGACAAAGGCGAAGUUCUGAUGUUUUUCUGCGACGUUGACGUCCAGUUCACGCUGGAUUUCCUCAAUAUGUGUCGUCUCCAUACUGCUCCAAAUAAAAAAGUCUUUUAUCCGGUGGUGUUCAGUCUGUACAAUCCUGCCAUAGUUCAUGGAAAUUUGGAGCUGGCUCCACCUAUUGAACAACAGAUGGUUCACAAAAAGGAUUAUGGUUUUUGGAGAGAUUUUGGCUUUGGAAUGAUGUGUCACUAUCGCUCAGAUUUCCUCAAUAUUGGCGGCUUUGACCUGGAAGUGAAAGGCUGGGGUGGGGAAGAUGUCCACUUGUACAGGAAGUAUCUUCGGAGCGACCUGAUAGUGAUCCGGACGCCAGUGUCGGGUCUAUUCCACCUGUGGCACGAGAAGAACUGUGCGGACGAGCUGACUCCCGAGCAGUACCGCAUGUGCAUCCAGUCCAAAGCCAUGAACGAGGCCUCUCACUCACACAUGGGGAUGCUGGUGUUCCGUGAGGAGAUCGAAGCUCACCUCCGCAAGCAGGCCUUUAAGUCUCAGAACAAAGCCCAAGUGUGAGCAGCUCGUUGCGUCACAAAGCCUGUGACACGCCGGCACUAUGAAUGCACUAAUUUUUUUAUAUCCUGGUGCAUGUGGCUGCACAGCUGUAGACAAAUGAAUGUACAAACAACUACAUGGCUCAGUGAGCCCGAGGAUCAACCUGCUGAAGGGCACAUUUAUUACAGUCGCUCUUUCCCAAAAAGAUCAAACAUUUUAGGACCAUUAACUGCUGCUGCUGAAUCGCAUUCAAACUAAUUCCAAUGCUCCCAUUAUAAGCGCUAUUCAGUUUAAUGAACAGCACGUGCAAAUUCCUUUCAAAUUCCAGCUAGACUUUUUGACAUUGUUUGUGGAGCCAUAUUCAGUUACUAUUAUAUUUAUGUUUAAAACUUGUGAGGGGAAAAAGGGACCUUUUUGUUGUUUUUAUGUACCGGUAUGUCUAUACGAGACAUUCAGUCACUGUCUUAACAGAGAAACAAUGUGAUAAGUAGAAAGAUUUGGUUAAAGCAUGCAGAACUCCUAGCAGGUCUGCUGGUACUAGGAUUGUCUGAACAAGUGACACUAUUUAUUUACAGUUCUUGUAAAUACAUUUAUUCAUGUGAAUUUAAUACAUUGAUCUCAUGUGCCUGCAUGCUGCUGUUCUGAUAGCUGCGGACUCCUUAAUUGUAUGCCAGAGGCCACGUUACAGCGGAUCAAUCAGUCGAUUAGUCACUCGCUGAGGUUAGAGGCAUAAUCAAUGGAACUGAGAUAAUGUUUUUCAGGGUGGGUGAAGUGUAUUUUUGUCAAAAGAGCAGUCUCACCCUUCUGUGAAUGUUACUGCAAUAUUAAAAGUGUUUGGUAUAAAAAACUGUCUGGUUCGGG
Nerophis lumbriciformis (worm pipefish) is the source of this 2792-nucleotide messenger RNA. It is a transcript of the gene csgalnact2, whose product is annotated as chondroitin sulfate N-acetylgalactosaminyltransferase 2. The record is from RefSeq and is a predicted model, not a curated record. Gene Ontology annotation, molecular function: glucuronosyl-N-acetylgalactosaminyl-proteoglycan 4-beta-N-acetylgalactosaminyltransferase activity. Lineage: Eukaryota; Metazoa; Chordata; Actinopteri; Syngnathiformes; Syngnathidae. Gene Ontology annotation, cellular component: Golgi cisterna membrane.